Cloeon dipterum is the source of this 2137-nucleotide messenger RNA. It is a transcript of the gene SF1, whose product is annotated as splicing factor 1. Gene Ontology annotation, biological process: regulation of mRNA splicing, via spliceosome. The transcript has 9 exons. Gene Ontology annotation, molecular function: zinc ion binding; mRNA binding. The coding region runs from base 118 to 1815 and encodes 565 amino acids. Gene Ontology annotation, cellular component: nucleus. The record is from RefSeq and is a predicted model, not a curated record. NCBI's taxonomy places the organism in Eukaryota, Metazoa, Arthropoda, Insecta, Ephemeroptera, Baetidae.
ACGAACAAUUGGAAGACAUCUUGGAUUUGUUGCCGUCGGUUCCAACAGCAAAUUAGGAAUUUUGAAUUUCGCUCUCCUCUCUUCGUUAGGGGCUGUUCGCCCUCCAAAUAAGGCAAUAUGGAGGACUCAUAUGGCUAUUAUGAUAAUUCGACAUCCAUGCUGAACCCGAGCUACCUUCAGAUGGCCCACAACAACAGCGGUGGCAGUGGCGGCAGCGGAGGCGGCAAGGACAGGAAACGGGAACACGAUCACGAAGAUGAAUAUCCCGAGGAGACCCGCGAAGAGAGGCGUGCACGUCGAAAGAAGUCGCGGUGGGGCGGUGGCGAGUACGAGAAGACUUUCAUCCCCGGCAUGCCCACGAUACUGCCGAGCAACCUGAGCAAAAACCAGGAAAAGGCGUACCUGCUGCAACUGCAGAUCGAGGAUAUCAGCAGGAAACUUCGCACGGGCGAUUUGGGCAUUUCGUCCAAUCCGGAAGAAAGGUCUCCCUCGCCAGAGCCCAUCUACAGCAGCGACGGCAAGCGACUCAACACCAGAGAGUACCGCACCCGCAAGAACCUCGAGGAAGAGCGGCACAAAUUGAUCCACCAGCUGCAGUCGGUCAACCCGGAGUACAAGCCACCGGUUGACUACAAGCCACCAGUGGUGAGGGUGAGCGACAAGGUGAUGAUCCCCCAAGAAGAACACCCAGAUAUAAACUUCGUCGGUCUUUUGAUCGGGCCCCGCGGCAACACCCUAAAAUCCAUGGAAAGGGAAACGGGUGCAAAAAUUAUUAUCAGAGGAAAGGGCUCAGUGAAGGAGGGAAAAGUGGGCCGAAAAGAUGGUCAACCCCUGCCAGGCGAGGACGAACCUCUGCACGCAUAUGUCACCGCGAACAAUCCGGAAUCGGUCAAAAAGGCUGUUGAUCAGAUAAAAGAGAUAAUCCGUCAAGGCGUUGAGGUUCCUGAAGGCCAAAACGACCUGCGCCGUAUGCAGCUGCGUGAACUGGCCCUCUUGAACGGUACCUUGAGGGAAAACGACGGACCUAGGUGCUCCAACUGUGGAGCUUCUACGCACAAAUCGUGGCAGUGUCCUGAUAAGCCGAACAUCACAAACAAUGUCGUGUGCACCACCUGCGGAGGGGCUGGACACAUCUCGCGCGAUUGCCGCGUCAAGAUGCAGUUUGACGAGGCAGGCAACCCCAUUGGGAUGGAGGACAGGAAUAAAAUUGACGAGGAGUACAUGUCGCUGAUGGCAGAAUUAGGUGAGGCACCGCCUCCUCCUCAAAAGAACGGGAACAGCCGAUUCGGGCAACGCGCUACAGCCGCCUCAUUAUUUGACACGCCGUCCGUUCCACGCGCCAUCACUGAGGGCGCCGGCGGCCCGCCGGGUGUGGGAGGCAUGCCGCCUCCGCCGAGCAUGACGCAGCCGCCGCCCUGGAGCCAGCCACCGGCAGUAGGUGCGGCCGGGGGCAAGCCGCCCCCGAGCCUGAUGUCGAUGCCCCCGCAGAUGCCGCCCAACAUGGCGCAGCCGCCGCCCCCGUGGCAGACGCCGCCGCCCAGCAUGAUGCAGCAGCCGCCGCCACCGCCUCCAGGCGCCUGGCAGCCGCCUCCGGGCCAGAUGCCGCCGCCGCCGUGGCAGCAGGGCCCCGGGCCAGUGCCGCCUCCACCGCCCCCGCCCGGACACGCAGCUGCCCCGGGCGUGCCGCCGCCGCCCGGCGUCUAUAACUGGCAGUCGGCUUACCCGCCGCCGCCGCCGCCCGGAGGCGGCCCCCCGGACUUUGCCGCCCUCGCCGGAAUUCUCUCGGCACCGCCGCCACCACCGCCAAGCUCGUAAAUUUCCUCUCCUCUCUUUCCUUCUGACUCACUCGACUCGCUUGAUCAUUCACUGGGGUGCCAUUUGUUUUGUACGCGUUCUCUGUUGCUUCGACACCAGUUUCAAUUGAAUCAAAGUAAAUACACGCAAACUGUCCUUAAACUGUUAGGAUUCUUGAGGGUAGGAACGAGUAGAUGCGGAUGUAGCGGUUCUUGAUAUUUUUCUUGGUAUGUUUUGUGUCGUGGCCAUUUGUCUCAACUGCAUUUUGUAUUUCUUGGAACCGGCCUUUCGACGUAUUACAAGUAAUGAAAUAAAUACAAAUAUAAUACUAUCCAUCCUGAAA